This is a messenger RNA of Nyctereutes procyonoides (raccoon dog), 5709 nucleotides long. It is a transcript of the gene STXBP5, whose product is annotated as syntaxin binding protein 5. Gene Ontology annotation, cellular component: cytoplasm; SNARE complex; plasma membrane. Bases 267 to 3743 code for a protein of 1158 amino acids. Gene Ontology annotation, biological process: regulation of exocytosis; regulation of protein secretion. Lineage: Eukaryota; Metazoa; Chordata; Mammalia; Carnivora; Canidae. Gene Ontology annotation, molecular function: syntaxin binding; GTPase activator activity; myosin II binding. The transcript is spliced from 28 exons. The record is from RefSeq and is a predicted model, not a curated record.
UGCGCCGCCGGGCCGCGGGGCGAGGCGGCGGCGGCGGCGGCGGCCUUGGACCCAGAGGGUCCGCCGCCGGGGCUCGUCGUCGCAGCCUUUCCUGUUUGGAUCCUCCAGCGCGUCUCCGCAGCUGCCCGCUUCCCCUCGCACGCCCACUCGGCCCCACUCCUCCGUGUCCUCCUCGGGGGACGCCGCCCUCGGCCCGGGUUCGGUUCCCGCGCCGGGGGACGCCGCUCGCCUCCCCUCGCGGGCUGCGGGGGAGCCCCGCCGAGACCAUGAGGAAAUUCAACAUCAGGAAGGUGCUGGACGGCCUGACCGCCGGCUCGUCCUCGGCCUCGCAGCAGCAGCAGCAGCAGCAGCAGCAGCAGCAGCAGCAGCACCCGGCGGGGACCCGGGAGCCCGAGGUCCAGGAAACGCUCCAGUCCGAGCACUUCCAGCUCUGCAAGACUGUUCGCCAUGGAUUUCCCUAUCAACCGUCAGCCCUGGCCUUUGAUCCUGUACAGAAGAUCCUGGCAGUUGGAACUCAGACUGGUGCUUUAAGGCUCUUUGGUCGUCCAGGAGUAGAAUGUUACUGCCAACAUGACAGUGGAGCCGCAGUCAUCCAGCUUCAGUUCCUGAUCAAUGAGGGAGCUCUUGUGAGUGCCUUGGCUGAUGACACCUUACAUUUAUGGAAUUUACGUCAAAAGAGACCUGCCAUACUACAUUCACUUAAAUUUUGCAGAGAAAGGGUUACAUUUUGCCAUCUGCCUUUCCAGAGUAAGUGGCUCUAUGUGGGCACUGAGCGAGGUAAUAUACAUAUUGUCAAUGUGGAGUCCUUCACACUCUCAGGCUACGUCAUUAUGUGGAAUAAAGCCAUUGAACUGUCAUCUAAAUCUCACCCAGGACCAGUUGUCCAUAUAAGUGAUAACCCAAUGGAUGAAGGAAAGCUUUUGAUUGGCUUUGAAUCUGGAACAGUAGUGUUAUGGGACCUCAAAUCAAAGAAAGCCGACUACAGAUACACAUAUGAUGAGGCUAUUCACUCGGUUGCUUGGCAUCAUGAGGGAAAACAAUUUAUUUGCAGUCAUUCAGAUGGCACCUUGACUAUAUGGAAUGUGAGGUCCCCAGCUAAGCCUAUGCAGACAAUCACUCCACAUGGAAAACAAUUAAAGGAUGGGAAGAAGCCAGAACCAUGCAAACCUAUCCUCAAGGUGGAGUUCAAAACGACUAGAUCUGGGGAACCUUUUAUUAUUUUAUCAGGAGGUUUGUCCUAUGAUACUGUAGGAAGAAGACCCUGCUUAACAGUUAUGCAUGGGAAAAGUACUGCUGUGCUGGAAAUGGACUAUUCAAUUGUCGAUUUUCUAACGCUGUGUGAAACACCAUACCCAAAUGAUUUUCAGGAACCAUAUGCUGUGGUGGUUCUUCUGGAAAAAGAUUUAGUACUUAUAGACCUUGCUCAAAAUGGAUAUCCUAUAUUUGAAAAUCCGUACCCUUUGAGUAUACAUGAAUCCCCUGUUACAUGUUGCGAAUAUUUUGCUGAUUGUCCUGUGGACCUUAUUCCUGCACUUUAUUCUGUUGGAGCCAGACAGAAACGUCAAGGUUACAGCAAAAAGGAAUGGCCCAUUAAUGGAGGUAAUUGGGGCUUGGGUGUUCAAAGUUACCCAGAAAUAAUUAUUACAGGGCAUGCUGAUGGAUCUGUUAAGUUCUGGGAUGCUUCUGCAAUAACUCUGCAAGUAUUAUAUAAACUAAAGACAUCUAAAGUAUUUGAAAAGUCAAGAAAUAAAGAUGACAGACCAAACACAGACAUUGUAGAUGAAGACCCAUAUGCCAUUCAGAUUAUCUCCUGGUGUCCAGAAAGUAGAAUGCUGUGCAUAGCUGGAGUUUCAGCUCAUGUCAUUAUUUAUAGAUUCAGCAAACAAGAAGUGAUAACAGAAGUCAUUCCGAUGCUUGAAGUUAGAUUGUUAUAUGAAAUAAAUGAUGUGGAAUCCCCAGAGGGCGAACAGGCACCGCCUUUGCCAACACCAGUGGGGGGCGCCACUCCUCAGCCCAUUCCUCCUCAGUCUCAUCCUUCUACCAGUAGCAGUUCAUCUGAUGGGCUUCGUGAUAAUGUCCCUUGUUUAAAAGUUAAAAAUUCACCACUUAAGCAGUCUCCAGGUUAUCAAACAGAACUAGUUAUUCAGUUGGUAUGGGUGGGUGGAGAACCACCACAACAAAUAACCAGCCUGGCAGUCAAUUCUUCAUAUGGAUUGGUAGUUUUUGGCAAUUGUAAUGGCAUUGCAAUGGUAGACUACCUCCAGAAAGCAGUACUCCUCAAUCUGGGCACUAUUGAAUUGUAUGGCUCCAAUGAUCCUUACCGGAGAGAACCCCGGUCUCCUCGUAAAUCUCGACAACCUUCAGGAGCAGGUCUAUGUGAUAUUAGUGAAGGAACUGUAGUCCCAGAGGAUCGCUGCAAAUCUCCAACUUCUGGUUCUUCAUCACCACACAAUUCAGAUGAUGAACAAAAAAUGAAUAAUUUUAUAGAAAAGGUGAAGACCAAAAGCAGAAAGUUUUCCAAGAUGGUAGCCAGUGAUAUAGCAAAGAUGUCAAGGAAGUUAAGCUUGCCUACUGACCUAAAGCCCGACUUAGAUAUAAAAGAUAAUUCCUUCAGCCGAUCACGGAGUUCCAGUGUAACCAGCAUUGAUAAAGAAUCUCGAGAAGCAAUCUCUGCUCUUCAUUUCUGUGAAACUUUUACUCGAAAGGCAGAUUCCUCUCCCUCGCCAUGUUUAUGGGUUGGUACUACAUUGGGAACAGUGCUUGUCAUUGCACUGAACCUUCCCCCAGGAGGAGAGCAAAGGCUUCUUCAGCCAGUAAUUGUCUCUCCAAGUGGUACUAUAUUGAGGUUAAAAGGAGCGAUCCUGAGAAUGGCAUUCCUGGAUACCACAGGCUGCUUAGUGCCACCUGCAUAUGAAUCCUGGAGAGAACACAAUGUUCCUGAAGAAAAAGAUGAAAAGGAGAAAUUAAAGAAACGACGGCCUGUCUCCGUGUCCCCGUCCUCUUCUCAGGAAAUCAGUGAAAACCAGUAUGCAGUGAUAUGUUCUGAAAAGCAAGCAAAAGUCAUCUCACUGCCAACUCAGAACUGUGCUUACAAGCAAAACAUUACAGAGACCUCUUUUGUGCUUCGUGGAGAUAUUGUAGCAUUGAGUAACAGUAUUUGCCUUGCCUGUUUCUGUGCCAAUGGACAUAUUAUGACUUUUAGUUUGCCAAGUUUAAGGCCUCUACUGGAUGUGUAUUACUUGCCCCUCACCAACAUGCGGAUAGCCAGAACAUUCUGCUUCACCAACAAUGGACAAGCUUUAUAUCUUGUUUCACCUACAGAAAUCCAGAGACUCACUUACAGUCAAGAGACCUGUGAAAAUCUUCAGGAGAUGUUGGGUGAACUCUUCACUCCUGUAGAAGCACCUGAAGCACCAAACAGGGGAUUCUUUAAAGGCUUAUUUGGAGGUGGUGCACAAUCUCUUGAUAGAGAAGAACUAUUUGGAGAAUCAUCCUCAGGAAAGGCAUCAAGGAGUCUUGCACAGCAUAUUCCUGGCCCUGGCGGCAUUGAAGGUGUGAAAGGAGCAGCCUCUGGAGUUGUUGGUGAAUUAGCACGAGCCAGGUUGGCACUAGAUGAAAGAGGGCAGAAACUUGGUGAUCUGGAAGAAAGAACUGCAGCUAUGUUGUCCAGUGCAGAUGCAUUUUCUAAACAUGCUCAUGAGAUGAUGUUGAAAUACAAAGAUAAGAAGUGGUACCAGUUCUGACAACCAGAAAUCCAACUAAGUCCAACUUCAGCCAGAAGGAAAAAGAAUUUUCCUUUUUUAUUUUAUUGAUUUCACUUUAGGGAAGUUAACGUUAAAGGGAUGUUCGUCACUGGAUACUGUUCUUUCCUAGCACAAUCAUGCACUGUUUUACCUCAGUCAUGUGGCUUUAACUGAGGAGUGUCCACACACACACACAGCGGAGUAGAUGGUGUGUGGCAGCUGUGGGUUGACAGCUUGGGAACUAAGCAGGUCACAUGUUAUGGAUGAAGAAACAAAGGGGGAUGUUGAGGAGACCUAGCAGGGACUAUUCCUAGAUCAUUCCUGUAUUAAACUUUCAUAUGCCAAAAGAUUUUGUGCUGUUGUAUCUGCCAUCAGUGUUUGACCUCAUUGAGGGAGAGGCAAUAAGUCAGAAGUCCUGAAGCUGAAAUAGUUAUGUUUGUGUCAUUGACUGAAUUAACAAACAGCUGUCUUGGACUUUCCCUCCCUUAAACUGAAUGGUCAUCAGUAUCAUUAGUGAAAAAGAAACAAACUGUUUGUUACCAUAUCUUUAGACAGAUAAGCUGAAUGGUGGGCUUUAAAUAAUAAAAACAUACACAUAGUUGACUUGUGUAUGGGCUACUCUUGGAUUCUUGUUAUUGUAUACUUGUGUUUAGUCCAUAUUUUGUCAAAAGCAAAACAAGGCGAUACAUCACUUUUCAUUGAAAAGAAAAGUGUAGAGCAUGACUGAACGCUCAUCAUUCUGGGAGUUUCCAUGUAGUGGCUAUACAGUGUGGAAAGUGAGAAAAACCUCCAUUGUGGUGAGGAGAAUACUUCAAUGUCCCUUGUCCUUGUUCUCAUUAAUUCAGCUAAAGGUGGAUUUGACCAAAAUAGUUACAGGUUAAAUUUGUAGAAAUGUUGAAAUUGGCUAAGUUUUUAAUUUUGCUUGAAUUUUUAUAAAAUGUUUAACCAAAUGUACCUUUGCAUUAUUUAAUUAAAAUUGCUAAAAAAAAAAGUUUCAUUAUUUCAGUAAAAUGCUCAGCUCCCUUUUUAAAAUGCCCUUUAUUUGCUAACAGUUCCAGUACACUCAGGUGAUGAGCCGAUUAAAUCUUAGUGCACAUGCUGUCGCAUGGGAAAUUACAAGCAUCUGUUGUCAAUAAUUAUCUAUAUAAGAGUCUAGUCUGAUGACCUACAAAAUAUUUUCUGUAGAAAUAUACUAUAAAUCUGUACAUGUCCUUUCAAGGUUUAAAAAGCCAAAAGGAAAGGAACAUAUGUGCAUUUUGGUAACUAAAUUAUUUCUGUAUUGGAGUAUAAUGCAAAUGAGACCAUCAGUGGACAAUAAAUGAUUGGUUCCUAGAAUAGCUUUGCAGACAGGGAAAAGAUAACUUCGUAGACCUGAAAGUAAGUGAUCUGAUAAUGCAGGCUCAUCUGAGAUUAUUAUUGGUGUUCUUAGAGCAACAAAGGAAGAGCAAAAUAAAAGCAUUACAUUUAAUAGUAAUGAAAUUUAAAUAUUUUCUUCUAUAAAAAAUUGUUUAAAACAGUUUUCUUCCUUCAUUAAGAGAUAAUCAGAGCACAAAUUGAUAGCAAAUUUGAUGGUUGUUUUUUCUAUUCCAUAUGAUCAUUAAAGGUAUAUUUAGAACACCCUAAUUCCAUGCAGUCUGUUAUGCAUCUGUUCCUCUUUAUUCUUUUCAUUAAUAAUGCUUUUAUGUUUACAUUUUAUAAUGUGCACUAUGGGAUACAAAAGUUUACAUUAAAAUUUACUUUGAAUAUUAUUAGGGAGGGACUAAAUAUAUGUGAUAGAGAUAAUUGAUAGAGCCAAAAUAAAUAUUUUAAAAGUAAUCAUUUUCAAAAGUUUUUGAAUUUGUAGAAAAUACCUAUGGAUAACAUAUUUCUGUUUAAUUAAUGUCAGCGAUAUGAUGAACAGCAGUUUAUAGAUGGCUUAAUUUGUAUCCUGUGUUAUCUAAUAAACAUGUUGUUCCGUGAUCUGUCA